Molecule: messenger RNA, 1545 nt
Organism: Mangifera indica (mango)
Lineage: Eukaryota; Viridiplantae; Streptophyta; Magnoliopsida; Sapindales; Anacardiaceae
Product: receptor kinase-like protein Xa21
Exons: 3
Coding region: 49-1389 (446 amino acids)
Biological process (GO): protein phosphorylation
Molecular function (GO): ATP binding; protein binding; protein kinase activity
Source: RefSeq, a predicted model, not a curated record
GUAACUUGCAUGGCUUGAUAAGAUUAGAUCUUUCGGAAAAUGACUUGAAUGGAUUUAUUCCAACAACGAUGGGAAAUUUGCAGAAUCUCCAAGGUGAACUUGUCAUCGAAUUCAUUGAGUGGUUUUUUAUCUCCAAGUAUACAGAGUUUGAAGGUCUUGAGAGAUCUAGAUUUGUCAAAAAAUAUCUUGUCGGGAAACAUUCCCACCACCCUUGGGGGCCUUCAAUCUCUAGAAACUCUAUCUUUGGCAGACAAUAGAUUUGAAGGAGCCAUACCCAACACAUUUGGGGCAUUGAUGAGUUUGGUAUCCUUGGAUCUCUCUAACAAUAGUCUUUCAAGUGAAAUUCCCAAAUCGUUGGAGGCACUUACCUAUCUCAAGAACUUCAAUGUCUCUGUAAAUAAUUUACAAGGGGAAAUUCCUAGCAAAGGUCCUUUCAAAAAUUUUUUUGCUCAAUCCUUUUUGUUAAAUCACGCUUUGUGUGGUUUGCCAAGGCAAGGGGUUCCUCGUUGCAAAGUUGACACCAUCAAACGGUCAAAAACACUGAUAAUGAAAUACAUUUUGCCUUCAAUUCUGCCAAUUUUAGUGACAAUGAUUGUAUCAUUUGUCUUCAUAAAGUGUCAUUACAGAAGAAAACAUUCUCCAGUUGAUCGAGUUGAUUCGUUAUCUUUAGCAACAUGGAGAAGAACAUCUUAUCUUGAAAUUCAACAAGCCACUGAUAAUUUUAGCCAAUGCAACUUGCUUGGUAUUGGUAGCUUUGGUUCAGUAUUCAAAGGGACACUUUCAAAUGGAACUAUAGUUGCAAUAAAGGUUUUUAAUUUGCAAGAAGAGAGUGUACUUAGAAGCUUUGAUUCUGAAUGUGAAGUAUUGCGCAACAUUCGUCAUCGAAAUCUCAUAAAAGUCUUGAGCAGCUGCUGUAACAUCAAUUUUAAGGCCUUGAUACUCGAAUUCAUGCCCAAUGGCAGUCUUGAUAAGUGGUUGUAUUCUCACAACUAUUUUCUAGAUAUGCUACAAAGGGUGAACAUAAUGAUAGAUGUUGCAUCGGCUCUUGAAUAUCUCCAUCAUGAUUAUUCAACACCAGUCAUCCAUUGUGACUUGAAGCCUCAGAAUAUCUUAUUAGAUGAAGAUAUGACUGCCCAUGUAAGUGAUUUUGGCAUUGCCAAGCUCUUAGACAAAGGAGAUUCGAAGACACGAACCCUUACACUGGCUACUAUGGGGUAUAUGGCACCAGAGAAUGGCUUUCCUGCCAAAGUGAAUUGCAUGUUAAGCAUCAUGAAUUUGGCUUUGAAUUGUUCCAUGGAAUCACCUGAACAGAGGAUCAAUAUGAAAGAUGCCUUGGCAAAACUCAAGAAGAUCAGACUGCAAUUUCAGCAAGAUGUAGGAGGUCCCUAAAUAAAUGGUGUUCUGAUGUAUGUUAUUUAUGCUCUUAGUUUGUUGUUUAUGAUAUUUCUAGUUGAUGAUAAUCUAUCUAGUUAAACUUUGAAUAAUGGAUUUUGCAGAUACAGUAUUACUUAAACAAGAAAUACAGAAGAAGACUUUGUCUUUUUU